Ahaetulla prasina is the source of this 1062-nucleotide messenger RNA. RefSeq names its product NK6 homeobox 2 (gene NKX6-2). Gene Ontology annotation, biological process: cell differentiation; regulation of transcription by RNA polymerase II. Gene Ontology annotation, molecular function: DNA-binding transcription factor activity, RNA polymerase II-specific; RNA polymerase II cis-regulatory region sequence-specific DNA binding. The record is from RefSeq and is a predicted model, not a curated record. The transcript has 3 exons. Bases 1 to 885 code for a protein of 294 amino acids. Lineage: Eukaryota; Metazoa; Chordata; Lepidosauria; Squamata; Colubridae. Gene Ontology annotation, cellular component: nucleus.
AUGUUAGCCGUGGGGCAGAUGGAGGCUAACCGCCAGGGCGCCUUCGUGCUGAGCAGUACGCCGCUGGCCGCGCUGCACAACAUGGCCGAGAUGAAGACCUCCCUCUUCCCCUACGCCUUGCAGAGCCCGGCCGGCUUCAAAGCGCCCGCCCUGGGCGGCCUCAAUGCGCAGAUCCCGCUGGGCACGCCGCACGGCAUCAGCGACAUCCUGGGCAGACCCGUGGCCGGCGCUGCCGCUGCUGCUGCUGCUGCCGCCGCCGCCGGCAACCUGCUCUCCGGCCUGCCCCGCUUGAACGGACUGGCCGCCGCGGGGAUGUAUUUCAACCCGGCCGCCGUCUCCAGAUACCCCAAGCCCUUGGCCGAGCUUCCCGGCCGGCCUCCGAUUUUCUGGCCCGGAGUUAUGCAGGGAUCGCCCUGGAGGGAUCCCCGGCUCGCCUGUCCCGGCCAGGCUGGGAUGGUUUUGGACAAGGAUGGCAAGAAGAAGCACUCGCGGCCGACCUUCUCGGGCCAGCAGAUUUUUGCGCUGGAGAAGACGUUCGAGCAGACGAAAUACUUGGCCGGUCCGGAGAGAGCCCGCCUCGCCUACUCGCUGGGGAUGACGGAAAGCCAAGUCAAGGUCUGGUUCCAGAACCGGCGGACCAAAUGGCGGAAGCGGCACGCCGCCGAAAUGGCCUCGGCCAAGAAGAAGCACGAUUCGGAGACGGAGAAGCUGAAGGAGAGUUCGGAGAACGAGGACGACGACGAGUACAACAAGCCGCUGGACCCGAAUUCGGACGACGAGAAGAUCACGCGGCUCCUCAAGAAGCACAAAGCGGCCGCCGUUGCCGCCGCCGCCGCCCCCCUGGCCCUGCUCAGCCCCUGCAGCAACGCCUCGGAGCCCUCGUGACUGAGGCCCGGGCCUGACCCGUCCGCCCUCCCGCCCCUCCUCUCCGCCGGCCAAGCAGGGUAGUCGACGCCAGCCUCGAGACUGGCCGCCGCCACGUCGUGUACAGCCCGCCGCGUGUCGGGAAAAGUCCUUUCUGUGUGUAUAUAUAUAUAUAUAAAUAUAUUUUUACCGAAUAAG